Molecule: messenger RNA, 3816 nt
Organism: Octopus bimaculoides (California two-spot octopus)
Lineage: Eukaryota; Metazoa; Mollusca; Cephalopoda; Octopoda; Octopodidae
Biological process (GO): regulation of canonical NF-kappaB signal transduction
Cellular component (GO): plasma membrane signaling receptor complex
Molecular function (GO): zinc ion binding
Source: RefSeq, a predicted model, not a curated record
AAGGUAAAAAUUGACCACAACAGGAGUUGACCGCAGAACGCAAGGAGCCGGAAUAAUCCCAUUAGGUAUUUGUUUAACGCCCUAACGAUACUGCCAAACAAUGCUGAAGUUACAUAACCUGUUUCUACUCUCCCCUGUUCGACAAACGUAGCUUUGUUUCUUCUCAAAAGACCAAUAUUCUUGAUAGGAAACGAAAGCCACUUGAGCACCAAUUACGACCGAUGAACUACCUGUCUGACAGACUAGAGCCUCGUUUAGCUCAAGUAGAGUUUGAUUAUCUCCCUUUAAAUCAGUAACUUCACGUUGCGAUGGUCAAUGUUUCGGUCAGUUAUGAAAAAAUCAUGAUUAGUUUUAUAUUUCAAGACGGAUCUACGAUUCAUUCCACAAGUCGGGAGUUCAAGUAUAUGUUUCGUUUUUUAUUUUCGCUGUUACCGAGAAUAUGACCCUCAAUGGUAAACAAUAAACAAUACUAGAUAGCAUUUAUUUAAAAUUUAUUCACAAGUGUACUACUUUGUGCUAGGAGGUGCUGCUCUUCUGUACUAAAAAAUGUCUCGCUAUGAUGUAGAGAAGUUCCAUCCACCCCCAGACCCUGAACUAAUAUGCUGUAUCUGCCAGUGUGUACUUGACAAUGCAAAAGAAAGCCCCUGUCGCCACGUCUUCUGUAAAGUGUGCAUAGAGCAGUGGCUGGAGGAUCACAACAGUUGUCCAACAUGCCGUACGUGGUUGAGCAAGCAUGACCUUCAGAAUGUGCUGCCCCUUGUUCAAAACAUGAUCAAUAAAUUGGCCAUGUACUGUGACUUCCGUAAUAAUGGCUGUGAUGAGAAAAUUAUACUGGAAAUGUAUGAUGUGCACAUUCAGAAGUGUGACUUCAAACUAUUGCAGUGUCCCUACCCUGGCUGCAAUUCAACUGUAUUACAUAAGGACCUUUCCAAACAUAUGAAUGAACUGUGCACUUUCCGGGAGGUAACCUGCAACAGAGGUUGUUAUUUAAAAAUCCCAAUUAAUGAAGUACCUGUCCAUGACUGCCUUUCUUCUUUAAAGCAAAAAUCAGAAAAACAACAGAAAUUAAUUGAAGAAUAUUUGAAGAAAAUAAAAGAAUUUAUUACAUUGAAUGAUACUUUGAAAAAGAAAGUGGAGAACUUACUUCGGAAUUUUGAUGACACAAGUCCUCAUUCUGUUGAAGGUGUAUCUAAUUUAUUUUCCUCUUCUUAUGAAGAUGAAGAAGAUAACACUCCAAUUAACGUCCUUCGAAGAACAGCCGAUAAUUCCGUCACUAAGUUGUUAGUCAUGUGUAAUUAUCUUGAAUUUUACACUGAUGCUAUCGAUCAGAUUACAGAUGAGAUCAACGAACUCCAAGAUGAAACCAGUCCUGUAAUAAAUUCUAGCUCUACAUCUACAGCUAUUGCAGCAGCCACUACUGAGCCAACACAAAACUCAGAAGAUACAACUGGAAACAGACAAAAUGUAACAGCCACUUCAGUAGAACCUGACUUACAUGGCAAUAAUAGCAGUGAGUCGAGAAGAUUUAGUAGUACAAGGUUUUCUCAGUCGUCUGAGACCUAUCUGUCUAAUGGUAAUCCCGACCAAGAUCCUAGUACCAAUGCUGAGUCAGUGUUAUCCAACUCAGUUCAGUUUUAUUCUGGAGAGACUGGAAGUGCUACAACUAGUCCUGAAGACUAUCCAGCUACAGAUAGAGAGCUUGAGGUUUCCUAUGUGGCAGAUUCUGAAGAAGGGAAUAAUUCUUCUGCUGGUUUUAACUACAAUAAUGCAAGUGAUGAUGAUCUAUUUGAUUGGUAUGUAGAUGAGGAGGAAAUCACUAGUGAUGUUUCUUCUUCAAUGCAUUCCUCUCUUGUUACUAAUGUCCCACUGGAAUCCACUGCAAAUGAUGCUACAUCUCAACCAGAAAAUUUUUUUGAUCCAGAAUAUUGGAUUGACACAUACUAUCCACAAUCAUCCGACAGAGGUAAUGAAGUUCACACACCAGAGAAUGGGGUUGAGUUUGAUAAUGUCAGUGUAAAUGCCACUGAUGGAGAUUCAUACACACAUCACUCAGAGGAAAACUAUCUCUCAUCUAACUAUCUUUCAUCGCCUUCUGUAACAUCGGUACAGUUUUCCCCUUUGGUCUCAUCAUCACCACAUCACGAGUCUGACAGUGACAUGUAUGUCUUAUUUUCAGAUUAUAGUGAUGAUGAAGUCAAUCAUGAUAUUGAACUGAUAUCUGAGAAUGAAGUCAGAUUCGCUGUCCCAUUAGAGUCUCAUUGUGAUAAUCCUCAUUCAGAAGACAGUAGGACCAUGAGUGAUGAUGAGGACGAGGGGGAUGAUGAUGAUGAUGAUGAUGACGAUGAUGAUGAUGACGACGACAGAAACAAUUCGGUUUAUCAACUUACUUUCUUGGAAAACCAAAAUUCAAUACGUGAGGAAAAUGAUGAAGAAUCCCCUAGUCCACCAAAUGUGUGUAUGUUUGACCAGCCUGAUGAUUCCAGUGCUGUGAGAGUAUCUACCACAAACAAUUCAAAUCUAGACAUCAAUGAAGUUAGUAUAACACAUGUUUACUCUUCUGAUAAUAAAUUGUCUGCCCCUAAUGAAAGACCAGUGAACCGAGUUUCAUCCCAGGUAUCACUUUAUCAGCAAAGACAUCGUUACUAUGACUUCAACUCCGAACCACUUGCUGUACCCAGUCAACACCAUGUUUUACGCUUACUUCAGUCCAAUAAAGAUUCUAUGCGGUUCAGUCAGCAUGUUGUGUCAGGUAACACUGAGUCAACUCGUCAAACUCCUGGUGUAUCUAUAAAAAUUGAACCUACAUUAGAUUUCAUACGGGUUUCAUCUUCGGAUUCAGGAAAUAUUCAAAAAUCAACCCUGACUACCCGAACAGUGUGUGUACCCCUGCAUGACAUGAACACUUGCAAUUCAGAUGAUGUAAAAGUAAUUAGUGAGAGAGUUGUCCAGGCAGAUACUACUCUUCAAUAUCCUUCUUCUCAAAACCCAUCACGAUACAACCAACGCAGGAAAAGGCAAAAUUCAUCCCCUUCUGGUAAUAGCUUUCCUUCAAAAGUACGUCGCGGGCGUGACCACUCAAAUUUUUAUCCCCAGUCCACCUUUACAAAUACCAUACGAAAUCGCGUUAUGUCUCUAAAAAAUGGACAGAACACUUCCAAUCAACAUCUCAAACAUCAUUUUUCCAAUCGGCAGCAUGCUUCACAAACUACUACUAGCACUGCUUCAAGUGCAAAUAUUUCUGCUCCUUCAAACACUGCUGUUAUGUCAUCCUGUCGACCGAGUUCUCGUUACACUACACUUCACUCUAGUUGGCGAGGAACAGAACCUUGUAACAACAACAGAACAAGAUGCAAUACAAAAAAAACUGCUGCCGCUUGUGAAAGACAAAUGACUAUACAGACUAAUGUCCAAAUUAACCAAUUAGAAGAUAGAUCAUUGCCCAAUGUGAACUCUACCGAUGGUACUGUGCCCUUUGGCCUGCCAAUGCCAGAUCAAUUACAUUCCCACAGAUCUGAGCACACUCUUGGCCAAACAGAUUCGGACAAUGCUAGUUAUGAACCUUCAGAGAGCUGCUCUGAUUCUGAGGUUCCAGAAUCUGACAGUAGUUACGAAGUAUUAAUACCAAAAACUAUUUCUCAAUUAUUAGAUGAAUAUAAUUCUGAUGAAACAGAUGAGAGUUGGUCAGUUGGUAUGGACUAAAAUUAAAUUUUUCAGAAAAAAAUCAUCAAUUUAAAAAGAAAAGUCUUUAAAAUCUCUUCCUUCCAUAUUUAACUUUUAUAUAAUUAAUAAAAAUCAACUACCCAUUUUUGAUUCUGA